UUCAGUUCAGUGCUUCUCUUUCUACCGCCGACGUAAGGCGGGAAAACUGGAUUCAGCGCAGGGGGAAAUCCUCUCCCUGUGUUCAUUUGAAGCUAUAACGAGGGGAUCGCGGUCGGCCUUCCGACGGGAUUUAAGGCAGAACGGAGGAGAAACGGAUUGGAUUUAGUAUCCUGUAGGAUUUGAAGUUAAUUUUUUGUUGUUUGGCAGUAUUUAGGUUAACUCCGGCUACCUAAGUGUCCCAUAGAUCCAGUCAUCUAACCUGCCUCCUUAGGGCUAAGAACUUUCUCACUAUGGGAAUAAAGGGUUUAACGAAGCUUUUAUCGGACAAUGCUCCCAAGGCCAUGAAGGAGCAGAAGUUCGAGAGCUAUUUUGGUCGGAAGCUUGCCAUUGACGCUAGUAUGAGUAUCUACCAAUUCCUUAUUGUGGUGGGAAGGGCAGGGACUGAGAUGCUGACUAAUGAAGCGGGCGAAGUCACCAGCCAUUUGCAAGGAAUGUUCAAUCGUACAAUAAGAUUGCUUGAAGCAGGAAUCAAGCCAGUGUACGUGUUUGAUGGUCAGCCACCUGAUUUAAAGAAGCAGGAGCUUGCCAAAAGAUACUUAAGGAGGGAUGAUGCCACUAAGGAUUUAGCUACUGCCGUAGAGGAGGGCAAUAAAGAAGAAAUUGAAAAGUUUAGCAAGAGAACUGUCAAGGUAACAAAGCAACAUAACGAGGAUUGCAAACAACUCCUAAGACUGAUGGGUGUUCCUAUAAUUGAGGCACCAUGCGAAGCAGAGGCUCAAUGCGCUGCUCUUUGCAAAAGUGAUAAGGUUUAUGCUGUGGCUUCUGAAGACAUGGAUUCACUGACUUUUGGAGCCCCAAGGUUUCUUCGUCAUUUGAUGGAUCCAAGCUCUAAAAAGAUCCCGGUUAUGGAAUUUGAAGUUGAAAAGGUUCUACUAGAGCUAGGUUUCACCAUGGAUCAAUUUAUUGACUUAUGCAUUCUCUGUGGAUGUGACUAUUGUGACAGUAUUAAAGGUAUCGGUGGGCAGACUGCAUUGAAACUUAUUCGUCAGCAUGGAUCUAUUGAAAAUGUGUUGGAGAACUUGAGCAAAGACAGGUAUCAUAUACCUGAGGAUUGGCCGUAUCAAGAAGCUCGUCAGCUCUUUAAAGAACCUGUAGUGAUCUCGGAAAUACCAGAACUGAAAUGGACUGCUCCAGAUGAAGAUGGACUCGUAGCUUUCUUGGUGAACGAAAAUGGUUUCAAUCAUGACCGUGUUAGCAAGGCUAUAGAAAAGAUUAAAGCAGCGAAGGAUAAAGGCAGCCAAGGGAGGUUGGAGUCAUUUUUUAGGCCCGUGAUAAAGCCAUCUGAACCUCUUAAACGGAAGCCAAGGCAACCAAAGCGCCACCAAGCAAGAAAUCCAAAACUGGAGGCAAGAAGAAAUAGGAGUACAAACCGCAAUGCCUGUUUUUGGCCGAACAACUGCCACUGCGGAUCUUUUCAAGCCAUCUUAGUUUGAGUUCUUUACUGCUUUCCCCCAUUAUGUAUGACUUGAUAAUCUUUGUCGUUUUAAUAUGAAGCUAAAAUUUUGUUAUCUUU
Messenger RNA from Phalaenopsis equestris, 1573 nucleotides. RefSeq names its product flap endonuclease 1. Gene Ontology annotation, molecular function: 5'-3' exonuclease activity; 5'-flap endonuclease activity; DNA binding. The transcript is spliced from 17 exons. The coding region runs from base 291 to 1493 and encodes 400 amino acids. NCBI's taxonomy places the organism in Eukaryota, Viridiplantae, Streptophyta, Magnoliopsida, Asparagales, Orchidaceae. The record is from RefSeq and is a predicted model, not a curated record.